Molecule: messenger RNA, 2902 nt
Organism: Tachysurus fulvidraco (yellow catfish)
Lineage: Eukaryota; Metazoa; Chordata; Actinopteri; Siluriformes; Bagridae
Gene: fez2a
Product: fasciculation and elongation protein zeta 2a
Exons: 9
Coding region: 166-1272 (368 amino acids)
Cellular component (GO): axon; cytoplasm
Source: RefSeq, a predicted model, not a curated record
UAUAUGUGUGUGUGUGUGUGUGUGUGUGUGUGUGUGUGUGUGUGUGUGUGUGUGUAUGUGUGUGUGUGUGUGUGUGUGUGUGUGUGUGUGUGUGCUGUCAUUGAGAAUUCCUGCACUAGAUGAACAGGACACUUGGAGCGUGUAACUCGGUGCUGCUCGGCAGGGAUGAUGGCGGCGCCUCGAGUGCAGGGCCAGAGCGCAUUACAGCCUGAAACACUGCAGGGAAAGAACAGACGCAGCCUGGACACGGCAGCGGAUCUGAUGCGCUUUACGGAUCUUGAUGAAAAUAUUGGAGACCGAUUUGACUUCAGAUCUGUAGAGGAACUGGUCGCCGACUUCGACAUGAAGUUAAAAGCGUGCUUUGGGAAUUUCGACGCUAAAGCCGAACUUAUAGAUGGCGUGAAUCCUCUAACAGAGGACACUGUGUUAAAAAACGACGAGAUCUGGAACGCUCUGACUAAUAAUUAUGGAAAUGUCAUGCCAGUGGAUUGGGAUCAGUCUCGCACCCGCUCACUUCAGCUCCCAGUGCUGCACAUUGAGGACAGGCCAGUUGAUGAUGUGAAUCUGGAUGUGUCUGAUGAUGAGGAUCUGAGGGAACAAAUGGACAUGCACUCCAUCAUUGUGUCCUGUAUUAAUGAUGAGCCUUUCCUUACUGCAGAGCAGGUGAUUGAGGAGAUAGAGGAGAUGAUGCAGGAUUCUCCAGAGCAGAACCCUACUGAGAAAAACCUGAUACACAGAUCCAAAGGUCACGAAUUUGAGGAGAGAGUAAGGACUCUUAGAGUUGCAGAGCUGAGUGAGUUAUUGGAGGAGGUGGAGACGGCGAUCCGCCACUAUUCUGAGGAGCUUGUGCGGCAACUGGCUCUUAGAGAUGAGCUCGACUUUGAGAAGGAAGUGAUGAACAGUUUCAUCUCUGUGCUGAUAGAUGUACAGAACCUUCAGAAAGAGCACAAAGAACUUCUGAAAAAGAAGAGGAAAGUAAAGAAUGGAGUCAGAGAGCAGAACAGCAGACUUCACAGAUUGUCCACAACUCGCUUCAGCAUGGAGAGCAUCUCUACUGCUAUUCAAAAUGGCUUUCGCCAAACAUUUGGGAAUAUUGGAGAGGAAAAACAGUACCUCACUACAGUCAUUCCUUAUGAGAAGAAAGAUGCACCUCCCUCAGUUGAAGAUCUUCAGGUUCUCACAAAAAUUCUUCAAGCCAUGAAGGAUGACAGUGACAAAGUGCCUAGUCUUUUGACAGACUACAUCCUUAAAGUGCUUUGCCCUUCCGAAUAGAGGAGUUGAAGAAUGUGUUGAUAAAAGACUGAAUUUCCAGAAUGUGAAGGAUUUCCAGAUGGAUGACUUCCCCCAUUUACAUAAUGUAGUAUAACGCAUAUGUAUAAUGCAGUUUCUUUUGUCCCAUUGCUUAAAUCUCUUUAAGUAUGUCUCCAUUUGAUACAUCUUCACUGUAUAUGAAGGGAAAACUUUAACUUAUUGAAUUUUAUGUAAGGCUACAUGCUGUAUUAUGGAGAGUUCAGCUUAAACAAAACUCUAAAAUGUUUUUUUUGUUCAAUGAAAGUGCUCUUACAACCACCCUUUGCAACAAAGGCUUGUUUCAUCUUAGUCCUGAUGUAUAAACAGUGCAUACAGUAUGAUUUCUUGAGCCAGCCUGUGUGUGUGUGUGUGUCUUGAGCCUGCCUGUGUGUGUGUGUGUGUGUGUGUGUGUGUGUGUGUGUGUGUGUGUGUGUGUGUGUGUGUGUGUGUGUGUGUGUGUGUAUAUGUGUGUAUGUGUUUGACACUGCCUUGGAGUUCUCCUAAGGAGUGUUUUAGUUCCAAUCCCAAGGGUUGAUAAGUUUUUAUUUAUCCUGAAAACAUAUUAAAUUAGGUUAGGUUACUGUUCUCAAAUGACAUGGUAAAUCAAAAAAUCAAAAAUUAUUUUCAAACGUUUUAGGCAGCUGUUAAUAUUUUAUGUUAAGAUCUUAACGUCUUAAUGUAAAACUGAUACUUACAAGUUGUUGCGGAGUGACACGGUGUAGUAGCGUGUUCGAUAGCCACGUGACAGCUCCAGGGUCCAGUGUUCAGUUUACUGUGCAGUGUUUCACAUGUUUCCUCUCAGUUUCCUCCCUCCACAAGAAAUUUGUCAGUAGGUUAAUUGGCUACUCUAAAAGCAGUAAUAAACUGUUGUCCCAUCCAGCAUGUAUUCAGAUGCACAAUGUUCCCAGACUAGGCUCCGUGUUGACCAGGAAAAAGAAAAAUAUUAGCAGAAUUAUUUUCUCUAUACUUUUUACUGUGUUUGUUUUUAUGCUGGCUUGAUUACAGUUUGUGGUAAAAUAAGCUUAUAUAAUGUUUCUACUUUUAUGUAUUUUUUAAUCUAUUUGUCAUUUAUUUAGGUGAUUAUUAUUGCUAUGCAAGAUGUACCUAUUAAUUUAUACUUUCUGGCUUUUAAUAUGGAUUCCAGCAAAAAGAUUAAAACAAAUGAAAAAUGAAUCCUAAACCCAAAAUGUAUUGUGCUUCUUUCAAUAUGUUGCAUUCUAUUUAACCUUUACAGAAACAUAAUAUAAUAACUGUAUAGACUCACAUGAGGAACAUGAAAGGAACCUCUCUCCAGGAAGACUAGCUUUGUGUACUGCAUGUGAUUAUUUUUGACUCAGUGUAUAUGGAGCUUUUUGUAUAUUGCGGCUUCUUUUAUUUAUGUCCCCAUGAGCAAUGCUUGUUUUUAGUGGUUUCCUACUGUUUGCCUUUACUUUCUCUUUUUUUCCUUCUUUUGCUUAAAUUUUUUUUAACCAUGUCCUAUUUUCAGCAUUUUGUUUUGGAGCUCAAAAAAUGGGUCGUUUUGUAAGCGGCUCUUGUCUCAACAACACUUUGGAAUGUAGCUACAAUCUAGACCACUUUGCUGAUUUAUGAUACUCCCAAGUAAUGUGAAGGU